AUUCAGGGUAAGCAAAAUUUUCAAUUGUUUAAUGAAUCUAAGGAUCAAUUUUGGAUUGAGUCAAUCAGUCUUUGAAUAUGGAGAAGAAGGUUACUCUGGUCACAUAUUAGGACAAGUGUAGUAAGAUAUUCUACACUAAAAAUCUCUGGGAGAUUAACUGAUAGUGUUUGUAUUAGGUAGUUAGUAUACUACAAAACUAAUCUCCGGGAGGUUAAAAUACAACUUAUCAGAAUAGGUCAGUCAGUUACCUAGGCAAAACUGGACAUCUUAGGGAGACGUUUCUAAGAUUAAAGGCGUGCGCAGACUCCUAAGGAAAUGGGGUCGUCUGGGUCCAAGGUUGUGAGAGAGUGUCCUGAUUCUCCAUGUUGUCAAAGCAUGAAAAAGAAAUAUGGUGAUCAAUGGGUACCGUUUUUCCAUGUGUGGGUUGAAAAGUGGGGUUUCCCUAAAGAAGGGAGUUUUAGUAUAAAAAAACUAGAGAUGUUAAAGGCGAAAAUAGAUGCUGCAAGAAAUGAGGUAAGAAUGAAGAACAAAAUUAUUAAAAAAGAUUUAGAUGAGAUGCAUGGUCACAAAGAAAGCUGGAAACUGUGGAUGAAGGAAGCAGAACAUAGGGAACGACAACAGGCAGGGAAAGAAAUGCCUAAAUGUUCAGAGACAAAGUUAGGGAAAGAAUGCUUUGCUACUGACACAUGUAAACCUUCUCCCUCUGCUCCAUCUGCGUAUGCUGAGGCAAAAAGUGAAAUGAUGGCCCUCCAGCACAACCACGAUGAUGCAUCGUAUGUCUUCCCACCACCACCACGUCCCCCACCCCCGUCAUAUGGAUCGAUAUCUUCAACAAUCAAGGAACAGGAUGAGAGCUCUGCAUCUGGAGGAACCAGAUCUAAAGAGUCACACACGAACAGGAGUCAAGUACCAGCCUGAUCUAGCUGACAGUACAACUAUGGUAAUGCCACAGCCAACAAACUCAUUCCACCCAUCCUUGCUGCACCCUAACUACAAUAUGCCUAUGGUUGAGUAUCCAGGCCCAACAGGUCCCAUAAGAGUCCAAAGAGGAUGGACAGACCCGGACAUGAUGGAAGCGGGAAAACAGCUUCCCUCCCUGGAAUCUGGUGGGUACCGGUUUGGUGAGGAAUUGGUGUCUUUCUGCAAAAACUGGAGUCCCACGUCGCAUGAGUUACGACGACUACUGAAGAACAGACUCACAAGCGACCAGUUCCAGAGAAUCGCCACUGACCUGGAUGGCGACUAUCACCAGGAACAAUCAGAGUGGAGAGCAGCGGGAGAGUAUGAGAGGUGGGUUGUUGGAGUCAGCAAAGCUAUUGAACGUGCAUUCCCACAGAAAGUCUGCAUGACAACUAUCCAACAAUGCACCCAAAAAAAGGAAGAAAGCACUGAAGAUUAUUAUCACAGACUGAUAGGUGUGUUUGAACAAUAUUGUGGCAUUCCCAAACCUGAGAAUAUGGACAGGGAAAAUUACGAAACAGCGUAUGAAAGUCAUCUGAAAAAUAUGGAUCAUCUGAGUGGUUUCCGUCCUAGUGUUUACCACAGUGUCCAGAGUUCCUGCAUUGGCUGGAAGGAUCAAUGUCUGAAGGAGAUCUGUAGACAUGCCAAACAUGCCGAGGAGCGGCAAACAGAGGAAAGGGACAAGGAACUCGAAAAACGUGAGUUGACCCAGUACAAUGCUUCUCUAACCAUGAUGCAAAGUAUCGUUGACCAACAUGCAGGCCGCGGACCCAAUCGGGGACGCGGAGGACGCGGACGGGAUCUGGGAGGCAAGCGAGGGAGAGGUGGAGGAAGAGGACAAACACAAGAAAACAAUGCAACGCAUGAUCAGGAUGAAUGUUUCUACUGCAAAGAAAAAGGACACAGAGAUUGCCCCAAAAAGAAAAAAAGAAGAAAAAGGAACAUCCAAAUUUGCCUCUGACUGACUGCCUGACACAUUCGUGGUUUCAUCUAAGGAGGAAGGUAAUGCACCACACACAGCUGUUUGCAAGGAAGAAAUGCUUGGCACUGAUACACUGCUUUCCAUGCUGUUAGGGACCGUUGAUAGGUUAGAAAAGGAACAGGAUUUCAAAACCACACCUACUUACAGCCUAUUGUCAUCUGAAGCCUAUAAAAAAAUGCCUACUAUUGUUUGCAUGGUAAAAGGGACCCCAAUAACUUUUUUGGUUGAUUCUGGCGCCACAAAUUCCGUAAUCAGAUCCUCUGAGCUCAAUUCCACUGACAUUAAACUCAGUGGCAGAUAUACUUGGUCAGUUAGCGCUACAGGAAAUUCAGUUAAAGAGAAAUACUCUACUCCCAUGAUUUGUGAGUGGCAAACGGAUGAGGGAUUAGUGACGAGUAAACAUUCCUUUUUGAUUUCUGAUGUUUGUCCAAUUAAUUUGUUAGGCCGUGAUUUGAUGUGCACAUUUAACAUUGUCCUCACCUCAACACCUGAUGGAUUGAGGGUUUCAAGAUAUGCAGAUAACACAUCAGCCUUUGUACAUUUCAGCCCGACCACACCCUUGUAUGUGUAUCAGUGGUGGUUAGACCUCACUGUGUCUGUCUCCAUUUUGCAAUCUGCUGCUGAUGUGAUAAGCCCCUCCUCUGAUAAAAUGACACCUGAACAUUUGCAUUGCACUGCUCACGUCUCAGACGGACCAGACACUGACUAUGCAAAAACAUUUUUUUGCGACUUAAAUGACAGCUUACUGACUACCAACUUGUACUGGACAGAAACCGAAUGCGCAGCAGCCGUUUCUCUGACUGAGAAACAACUCAGAUUUUAUGACAUACACGAUUCACUGCCACACAUCUCCUUUUCAAAACCUGCUAGCAAACAGUGGAGAGAUUUGGGCCCAUUUGUUAAUCGAUGCGAGCGUGCCUCAGAUUGGACUCCCAUGCCAGAAAAUGGUGCAUGUUAUUCUCAAUCUCUGGGGGCAUUUAAAAGACCACUGCAAACUAAGAUACAUUGUCUACGUUCUGUGUAUCUUUUGGAAAAAGACAAUCCACAUCACCUCACUGCAUGCAGUCCCAGUGACAUUUCCCCACUUUUGGAUCAGGUUCCCCCUGAAUUAUGGGCAAACAGCAAAUAUGAUGUGGGUCUGAUAAAAAACUGUGAACCUGUUCAGAUCACUGCAAAAUCUGAUUACAGACCUGUGGUGAAACAAUAUCCUUUGAAGAAGGAAGCCAUUGAAGGCAUCCGCCCUGUUUUUCACUCCCUACUAAAAGCAGGAGUGAUUGUUCCCUGUGAGGACUCUCCAGUACAGACUCCUAUUUUUCCUGUAAAAAAAAUCAGACCUAAAGGCCAACCAGAUGAAUGGCGUUUUGUCCAAGACCUGCAAGCUGUUAAUGCUGCAGUCACUUCACCGGCUCCAAAUGUUCCAAAUCCCUACACAAUCAUCUCACAGGUUCCUGAGGGCUCUCAGUAUUUCUCUGUGGUUGAUUUGUCUAAUGCGUUCUUCUCUGUUCCAGUUCAUAAAGAUUCGCAGUUCUGGUUUGCAUUCCUGUUUGAUGGUAAACGUUACACUUUCACUAGAAUGUGUCAAGGUUUCACUUCCUCUCCGUCUCUCUACAAUGCAGCCUUGUCCAGAAGCUUAUCUACAUUGUCUCUUUCUGAAGGCUCUGCUCUCUUACAGUAUGUUGAUGACCUACUUAUCGCUUCUCCCACUAAAGAGCAGUGUGAGACGGAUACUGUUGCCCUCCUGCAACACCUGUGUCGGGAAGGACACAAAGCUAGCCUGAGUAAGCUACAGUUCGUACAGCAGGAGGUCACCUUUUUGGGUCAUGUGUUAACCCCAAACGGCAAGUCUCUCUCUCCAGAACGCAUAUCUGCUAUUGUCAACACACCUAAACCACUCACAAAGAAACAAGCUAUGUCUUUUUUGGGCAUGUGUUCAUAUUGCAGACAUUUCAUUCCUAACUUCUCUGUGCUUGAACGUCCUUUGAGAGAUGUCACACAUGCUAGAGGUCUCACAGCCUCCUCCAAAAUCACCUGGACACCAGAGGCUGAAACAUCUUUUGUCAACUUGAAGAAAGCUCUACAGUCCGCUCCAACUUUAGGGGUUCCAAACCAUGAUAAACCAUUCGUCCAGUGUGUGGACGAAAAGGAGGGUGUUUUGCUACAAAAACAUGGAUCACAGUUAAAGCCUUUUGCUUAUUUUUCAUGCACUCUUGAUCCUGUUGCUAGGGCUUUACCUCAUUGUUUGAGAGCUGUAGCAGCAGCAGAACGAGCCGUUCUGGCCUCACGUGAUUUUGUGGGUUUUUCAGAAUUAACAUUACUUGUUCCACAUGCAGUCUCAGCUCUCUUGUCAGAACAGAAGACAUCUCAUCUUUCAGCAGCAAGAUGGCUCAGGUACCAUACCACAUUUCUUGACCUGCCACAUGUCACAAUCAAAAGAUGCACUGUCUUAAAUCCAGCUACUCUUUUGCCUCUCCCAACCGAUGGAGAGCCACACAGCUGUGAAACUGAAGUUCAACAGGUAUGUACACCACGACCUGACCUUUCAGACACACCCUUGAACAACCCUGACCUAGUUUUCUAUGUGGAUGGGUCUGCUUCAAGAGACUCGGACACAGUACAAUGUCGGACUGGUUAUGCUGUUGUUGAUGAUCAUGGUGUUGUACAAUCUUCUCCUCUGCCUUCUCAUUACUCAGCACAGGCAGCAGAGCUGGUGGCCUUGGCAGAAGC
This is a messenger RNA of Larimichthys crocea (large yellow croaker), 4666 nucleotides long. RefSeq lists its product as uncharacterized. Gene Ontology annotation, molecular function: zinc ion binding; nucleic acid binding. The record is from RefSeq and is a predicted model, not a curated record. The transcript is spliced from 2 exons. Lineage: Eukaryota; Metazoa; Chordata; Actinopteri; Sciaenidae. The coding region runs from base 764 to 1921 and encodes 385 amino acids.